Ylistrum balloti is the source of this 1881-nucleotide messenger RNA. RefSeq lists its product as uncharacterized. The transcript has a single exon. Gene Ontology annotation, molecular function: nucleic acid binding. Bases 1 to 1881 code for a protein of 626 amino acids. Lineage: Eukaryota; Metazoa; Mollusca; Bivalvia; Pectinida; Pectinidae. Gene Ontology annotation, biological process: DNA integration. The record is from RefSeq and is a predicted model, not a curated record.
AUGUUACACGUGCCCGGCGCCAAACAUCGAGCUGCUGAUACCGUUUCUCGUCACCCAGUUGGGAAAUCUGAUAGCAUGGUUUUAAUCGAUGAUAUUGCUUCUGUUCAUAUCUGCAACAAGAAUGAGGCGCAACAUACCAUCCAAACACAUAAUCACAAAAUCGCAGAUGACACACUGGAAAUCCCAUUGAAAAGUAGCGAAGCUAUCUUCUACUCGACAGCAUUGUCAUCAGUCACCUCACUUCAGUGUAUAACCUGGGAUAGAAUAAGGACUGCCACAACAAGCGACGAGUACAUGUUCCAGCUCGUACAGAUGAUUGAAAGUGGCAUCCCAGAAACACGAAACGAUCUUCCAGUUCCCCUGAGAGAAUAUCAUCAGUUCCGUAACAACCUCUCCACUAUCGAUGGAGUCAUCAUAUAUAAGGACAGAAUAGUGAUACCACCUUCAUUGAGAACAGACGUGCUGACAGCGCUACACUCAGCCCACCAAGGCACUUCAUCCAUGAUGUCAAGAGCAGAAACAUCUGUGUUUUGGCCCGGCAUAUGCAACGACAUCACCAAGCUUAGAAACUCAUGCAACCAUUGCAACAGAAAUGCCCCAUCCCAACCCAGCGCCCCGCCAACUCCAUCUGUCUACCCCUUAUAUCCAUUUCAGUGUGUUUGUGCCGACUUUUUCCACUACAAAGGCGGCAAUUACCUGGUGAUUGUAGACAGAUACUCAAAUUGGCCAAUUGUUGAAAGGGCACAAGAUGGCGCAUCUGGCCUUGUUGAUUGCUUACGCCGCACAUUCGUCACAUUUGGAAUACCAGAUGAACUGUCUUCUGAUGGCGGCCCGGAAUUUACAGCUUCAACAACCAGAGAUUUCCUAAAAACAUGGGGUGUGCACCACAGGCUUUCUUCUGUAGCCUUUCCUCAUAGCAAUUGUAGAGCAGAAGUUGGCGUGAAGACUGUGAAGCGCAUGAUCACAAACAACACUGGUCCAAAUGGUGAAUUGGACACAGACUCCUUCCAGCGUGCAGUGCUGCAAUACCGUAACACUCCAGACAGGGAUACGAAAUUAUCGCCAGCAAUGUGUGUUUUUGGGCGGGCCAUUCGAGACUUCAUCCCAAUCUUACCAGGCCGCUAUAAGCCACACGAGACAUGGAGUGAUACGCUUACCCUGAGAGAAGAGGCUUUACGUAUCAGACACAUGAAGACCGCCGAACGCUUAGCUGAACAUACGAAGCGUCUGCUGCCACUAAAAGUUGGAGACCUCGUCAGGAUUCAAAACCAAACUGGACCAUAUCCGAGAAAAUGGGAUAAAACCGGAACUGUUAUAGAGGUUCACCAAUAUGACCAAUACGUCGUACGUAUCGACGGGUCGGGCAGAAUCACGCUUCGCAAUCGAAAGUUUCUACGCAAGUAUACACCUGUGUAUUCUCCCCCUGAAAAGCAAUCCAUAGAGCAGGACUUGAAACAUUACUUCAAAAGGGACAUUCCAAACUUUACACCACCGACGAGCGGAACUCCAGUGGUCCCGGCAAAUCCUUUGAAGCCCAGUCUGGACAUCAAUCCACAAGGGAUCAGUAAGCGUGCACCAGCUUCACAAGAUCUGAGUAACAGUCCACCUCCUGUGCAGGAUAGGACGUCUCAUACAGUCCAAUCUAAACCGCAAACACCCUUGGCAUUGGACGGAUCCCCACAAAUGGUUAAUUCGUCUCCCUCUCCAGCAUCGCCCAGGCUACCGCCGUCACCACAUCCUCCAACUACCUCACCUGCAACACCAGUCACACCCAGGAGGAUCGUGACAAACAGACCAGAGCAACUAUCCGUUGACCUUACCCCAAGACGUCCUAAUCGACAACGACAAGAGCCAAAAUGGCUUAGUGAUUAUGAGCAUUAA